AUGGCGCGCCAAAACUUCCCAUCACUCCUUUCCUCCAUUCUACUUCUCAGUCUUUCCUUCUUGACCGUCUUCGGUCAGUACAUCCAGACCUAUGUCAUCCAGAACCAGCUGCCCAACGGCCGUGAAAUCCGGCUAUGGCGCCCCACGUCCCAGGACCAGUGGCAGGAGGUCAUCGACGUCCACCCGUACGCCGUCUUCCUUGAAUACAACUGCUACUACAUGACGGCUAUUUGUCGCAACGCCGACAACUUCUUUGAGUCGACGCGCGGCCUGAACCGCGGCAUGGACAACACUCUGUUCCACCUCGACUUUAGCACGCGCAAGCGGUCGCCCCGCGGCCGCUCGUCUUACAGACGAUCCCAGAGCUGCCCGACCGGCUGGGUAGCCGCCAACAACUGCCCUCAUACCGACCAGGAGACUGUCUGGCGCCACGACGGAGCGUGGUGGACCACUGCUCUUGCGCCCCCUCCAGAUGGCUUGAACUUCAUCCUCGCGCCACUAGUGAUCGGCCCGGUCACCAGAGAGUCGGGUGUCUACUACACCUGCGACGAGUUCCCUGCCGCUUCGUGGAUCGAGGGUGGUGACGGCACUGGCAUCGCCGGCAACGGCCGCGAGGGCGGCGCGUCGCAAACCCGAUGCGCCGGUUUCCAGUGCCGCUCCGGCGUCAAGGCCGAACAGAACUGGCAGGCCACGGCGCAUCGCUACCUACGCUACGAGCUCAAGCGCAUCAUCAACGGCCUGGGUAUCUGGCCGCCCGGCGUCGACAGGAACAAGCAGAUUGCCGGGUUCCAUUUCCGCAUGACGAGCUCUGCCAACGGCGUCGCAGCGCGCGUCAUCGGCUACUCGGCGCUCGACCCGGACGUUGUCGACAACACGAGGCCUGUGUCGCAGGCCAAGCGUGACGAGCAGUCACCCGAGGAGUUUCGCCGCUGGGCGAACACCGUCACCAUGGAGGAGCUCGAGGAGCUCACCAGCGGGACGCUGAGCCAGCACAUCAUCUAUUCAAACGAGAGUACUCCGGCAUCCCCUGAGGAUGGCGAGGACGAGGAAGACGAGGAGAGUGACAAGGCCUGGCGCGAGCUGCUCCAGCGGUCUCUUGCCGCCGCCUCCAGGGUGACGAACCUUCGUGAGGUCAACGGCGUCAAGAAGGUCCCCAGUCACAGCGUGGACACCACCCCGUCUCCUGACACGCUGAACCCCAACCCCAUCGUUAAGAGAAACGUAACGGUGAAUCACGCGCCUCUCGUGAAAAACACCACCAUGUCUGCCAUUGAGCGGGCCCGCAAGAUUGUCGACAAGGCCAUCGACGAGUCGAGCAAGCUCAACGCCGCCCGCCUGGCCAACCCCCUGCGCAACAGGUACGAGCUGAAGCCCGGCACCGUGACGGGCGCCCUCAAGAUCCGCCAGAACAAGGACAAGGACGCCGCGCCCGUUCACCAGCUUCUCAACAUUACCGACGAGAUUGCCGCUGCUGCCGCUCUCGUCGCAGAGGAUGAUGCGCGCCAGAACCGCCACAACGUGACGCAGAAGGUCUGGAGGGCGGCCGCCGCCGCGAGCCAGUCUGGCUCGUACUGGAUGGAGCACAUUGCUCGCAAGGGCAGCGUCCCGUGGGGCGACGACCCGAGCUACAAGGUGUAUCGCAACGUCGUCGACUACGGUGCCGUUGGUGAUGGCGUCACGGAUGACACCAAGGCCAUCAACAAGGCUAUGCAGGAUGGCAAGCGAUGCGGUGAAAAGUGCAAUGGCUCUACGACUAAGAAUGCCAUCAUCUACUUCCCUCCGGGCAAGUACCUUAUUUCUACGACGAUUGAGAUGCCAUUUGGCACCCAGGUGAUUGGAGACGCAAACAACCGACCGACUCUCAUUGCCUCGAAGCGCUUCAUCGGCCUCGGCGUCCUCUCUACCGACAAGUACACGGGCGGCGGCACGGGCAUCGACGGCCGCGACCAGGAGUGGUUCGUCAACACGGCCAACUUCUACCGCCAGCUGCGCAACAUCCGCAUCGACAUCACCGACACGCGCGCGUCCCAGAACGUGGCCUGCCUGCACUACCAGGUCGCGCAGGCCACGAGCAUCCAAAACGUCGAGCUGAUCGCCAAGGCCGGCACCGGCCAGAGGGGUAUCUUUGCCGAGAACGGCAGCGGCGGCGUCAUGUCCGACAUUACCUUUACUGGCGGUGGCUACGGUAUCUACGGUGGCAACCAGCAGUUUACGGCGCAGCGCCUCACGUUCAAUGGCUGUGACGUGGGUGUUCAGGUCAUCUGGGAUUGGGGCUGGGUAUGGAAGUCCAUCACCAUGAAGAACGUCAAGACUGGAUUCAAGCUCCUCCAGGAGGAGAAGAAGCCGGCGUCGAAGAGGUCAAAGCGUGAUGGCAAGAACUCCCCGAACGGCAACAUCGGCUCCAUCUCCGUCAUCGACUCGAGCUUCGAGGGUGUCGGCACCGCCGUGUUGAUCGCGCCGCCAAACUCCAAGCCUGGCACGGGCAGCACCGGUGUGGUGAUCGAGCACGUUUCCUUCUCCGGCGUCGACAAGGCUGUCGCGGACACGAGCGGCAAAACGCUCCUCGCACCAUCAGCCAUGGUCGACCACUGGGCGCUCGGUCCCGUCUACUCGUCCAAGGCGGCUCGAUCCUUCUCUGAGGGUGGCAAGAUCACCGGCUUCCACCGGGACUCUGACCUGACCGACAGCAAGGGCAACUACUUUGAGCGCCAGAAGCCGCAGUACGAGAACAGCGCGCUCGGCGACUUUGUCCACGUCAAGGACUUUGGCGCCAAAGGUGACGGCGUCACGGAUGAUACCGCCGCCUUCCAGACUGCGCUGUACGGCAGCCAGGGCAAGAUUCUCUUUGUCGACGCAGGCUCAUACAUCCUCACCGGUACUGUUACUGUGCCUGUGGGUUCCAAAAUUGUGGGCGAGACGUGGUCGCAGCUCGUUGCAAAGGGCAAAUAUUUCGGAGAUGCCACCAAGCCCAAGGUCAUGCUCAAGGUCGGCAAUGCCAACGACGUCGGCUCCAUCGAGAUGCAGGACCUCAUCUUCACCAGCCGCGGACCCGCGCCGGGCUUGAUCAUGGUCGAGUGGAAUGUGCGCGCCAGCAGCCCCGGUGCCGCUGGUCUCUGGGACUGCCACGCCCGAGUUGGUGGUGCCACGGGCACCGACCUCACUCCCAAGGAAUGCCCGCCCUCGAAGAGCGGCAUCGACGAGGGCUGCAACGCCGCGAGCUUGAUGAUGCACAUCACCUCCAAGGCCUCUGGAUAUUUCGAGAACAUGUGGCUCUGGGUAGCCGACCACAUGAUUGACGAUCCUGACCUGAACGACGCCAACAAUGACAUGGUUCAAAACUCCGUCUACGUGGCACGCGGUCUCCUCAUUGAAAGCCAGUCCCCCGUCUGGCUCUACGGCACCUCGUCCGAGCACUCCGUCUUCUACCAGUACAACUUCCACAACGCCAAGAAGCUCUUCGCUGGCAUGAUCCAGACCGAGUCGCCCUACUACCAGCCCACGCCCAAGCCGCCUCUGCCCUUCAAGGACGCCGUCGGCGUCUUCGCCGGCGACCCGAGCUACAAGUGCGCGGCCGACGACGAGUUUAGCGGCUGCGACGAGUCCUGGGGCGUCAUCAUCAAGGGCUCUGAGAAUGUCUUUAUCGCUGGCGCGGGCAUCUACUCGUGGUUCUCGACCUACACGCAAGACUGCAUCGACACACAAACAUGCCAAAAGGUCAUGGUCCUCCUCGAGGAAAACCUCGAAAACGUCCGCAUCCAGAACCUCAUCACCAUCGGCGCCAAGUACGUCGCCGUCCAGGACGGCAAGGGCAUCAAGGCUACCGACAACCUCAACGUCGACUCGCACCCGGAGUGGACGCAAAUCUCCGUCUUCGACGUAAGCCGCAGCGCGCCCGGCUUCGAGGACCUCACGUGGAUCGACCCCAAGAUCUGGCAAAUGGACACCCCCAGCUUCACCUGCUCGGCGCCCUGCACCGUCAAGAUCCCGCCUUGGACGGGCGCCACCCGCGUCGUCAACUAUCCCCUCAUCACCGUCAGCAGUGGCGGCUGGACGAGCACCAUUACCAAGCCGCCGCUGACGUUGACCAAGAUGGUGUUCAAGCCCGUGACUAUCACGGCUGGCAGCGCCAAGGGUAAGGGAAAGCGACAAGGCCUGGAACCAUUCUUCCCCAUCCCGGCCACGACUCCGGCAUGGCCGCAGGUCAAGUAUACGGGCCCAGACGGAAAGGAGUCCUGGGCCAGCCCGACUGGUCCAUUCCCGACGCCUCCUCCCUCGAUCGGACCGGACGCGAAGCCGCCCAACUCUGGCAACUGGCCGAAGAGAGCCAUCCAACCCAUGAUUGGCGUCGACACCUCUCCCUGGGUUGGCCGAUGCGAGUUCUGGGACUUUCCCUGCUACCAGCAGCCGUGGCAGUACGGCGACGACCCCUGGGGUAUCGGCGGCACUGGCGACGACGGUGACGACUGGGACGGCAAUGACGUCCCCGAUGAGGAGAUGAUUACAUGCCCGGCCAAGUCGUCGUCAUCCUCCAGCUCGUCGACCAAGACGACCACGACGACCUCGCCGACGCCCAAGCCCUCACCGCGACAGGGUGACCCCCGCCUCAACUCGCGCCACUGCUACAACUCGGGAUACGCCGCCAAGCACGUGCGCAUCGACAACGCCAUCAAGUCAUACUGCAACCAGCUCUACGACAAGGGCUCCCUCCUCAAGGCAGGAUACUCGUACGAGUUCAAGUUUCCGUUUUCCGGAGACCCGUGGCCGCUCCUCGUCACCAUCAGUCUCAAGGUCCUGGACAAGUGCAGCUGGGUCAACAAGGAGACGGCGUUUGCGAGGUCAGUGAAUGACUUUGGCAGCAACAACGGCACCGACAUUGAGAAGCGAGAUGUCAUUGAGGGCAAGGAGCUCUGCUCCAAGUACCUGCAUGCCAUUAUAGAUAGCUGCAACUGUGGGGGUGUCGACGGGAAGCAGGGUGGAACGUUGGAAAAUGACUGUUAUGAGUGGAGGAUUGACCCCAACACAGAUUGGUAG
Molecule: messenger RNA, 5031 nt
Organism: Purpureocillium lilacinum
Lineage: Eukaryota; Fungi; Ascomycota; Sordariomycetes; Hypocreales; Ophiocordycipitaceae
Molecular function (GO): polygalacturonase activity
Source: RefSeq, a predicted model, not a curated record